UUGACGCAUAAUAUAGAGCCACGUCGUUGGUUUGAGUCUUCCCUGCUUGCUGCGGCGCGGCGGUUUCCCAGCUGGCCCUCGGGUUCCUGCCCCGGGUAAUGCGGUAAAGUGCGCCCGCACGGGGAAUUAAAAUAAGCCGGUGUCGACCAGAAAAGUUGGCUUACAUGAACUAGUUGAAAGCUACCAUUAAAGUAAGUCUUCCUUGUUUGCCUCUUUCCCUCCACUCCCUCCUCUGUUCCUGAGAGUUCCACACCUCUCGCUAUUCCCACGCAUGUAUAUUAGCACAGUGUGGCUCUGAAGUUGCCUCAUCUGUGUCUUUCUGAGAGGGAUCAGAGGAGGAGAUGUCGAUAGGCGAGAGGAAGGGAAACGGCGGUGCUCUUCCUCGUUAGCUUCGGAUCUCUGGUGGCUGCCGCUUCUGAUUGAUAAGAAGGUGGAUCGGCCCCUGGAUUUACCUGCAGUGGAGCAGCUUAAGUGUGAGAGAGUAUGGAAUUCCGGCCUGGUUUGACGGAUCCGAGUCACGGAGUAAGAGAAAUGUCUUCGGGAUCUUCAGAUCCGAGCAGUAGCACCAGCAGUGGUGAUUCCCAGAUUAAGCGCUGCGCAGAUUGUCGAACCACCACGACCCCUCUCUGGCGAGCCGGUCCUUGUGGUCCCAAGUCGCUCUGCAACGCGUGCGGGAUCCGGUACCGGAAGAGCAGACGAGCGGUGCCGGUGUCGAAGGAAGCAGGGACGGGAAUGAGGAAGACGAAGAGAGAGAUUGAUGGCGACAGCGGCGGGGAGAGGUUUGAGGUGUCCUUUAAGCUUCGGAUGUUGGGGCCGGGAUUGUGCAAGCCGAGAUCCAUGGUUCAGAAGCAGAGGAGGAGAAGCAUGCUUGGGGAAGUGGAGGAGGCCGCAGUCCUCUUGAUGGCCCUCUCGUCCGGCUUCCUACAUGCCUAGGUUUAAGUCGAACAAGACAAAACGACCUCCUUUUUUGGUGGAUGCAAUGUAGUUGUUGUUGGCUCUAAUUAUCACUCUUGUGCUACUACUGUAUGAUGCUGCCAAGCGGUAUAGGGAAGCAUGUGGUUACCAUCUUAGUUAUAGUAAGACCUGAACUCCAAAACAGCGAUGAUAUCACCAAUUACUUUUGUGGUCGAGUUGGUGAAGCUUUGCUGCGUUGGAGCUCCUCGGAUAAUAAUAGUUUGUAGGUUCUAUCUAAAUAGUUUGCCGACUGAGAAGCUAAAACGUUUGUGCAUUUGGGGACCUUUGUGGUGAUUGGUUUGAGACAGCAUUAGCUUUUGGUAAUGGUUGUUGCUCGGUGAAGCAUUAGUUUUA
Molecule: messenger RNA, 1308 nt
Organism: Musa acuminata AAA Group (dessert banana)
Lineage: Eukaryota; Viridiplantae; Streptophyta; Magnoliopsida; Zingiberales; Musaceae
Product: GATA transcription factor 16-like
Exons: 3
Coding region: 484-933 (149 amino acids)
Biological process (GO): regulation of DNA-templated transcription
Molecular function (GO): sequence-specific DNA binding; zinc ion binding
Source: RefSeq, a predicted model, not a curated record